Molecule: messenger RNA, 1785 nt
Organism: Coprinopsis cinerea okayama7#130
Lineage: Eukaryota; Fungi; Basidiomycota; Agaricomycetes; Agaricales; Psathyrellaceae
Exons: 1
Coding region: 1-1785 (594 amino acids)
Source: RefSeq, a predicted model, not a curated record
AUGCCUUCGGCGUUGCAGUCGCGGAUAACGGCCUUCGAGUCGCUCGCUGGAGGCUCGUCGUCGCAUGCGACACUCAAUUCCAGCCCUCCACCGUCGCCAAAAAAGCCCAGGGCAUCGAAUGCAUCGUCCGACGACUCCUUAAUUGACGCACCAUUGUCGGCAGCGACCGCAGCCGCUUUGCCCCCUGUCGCCUUCUCAUCACCAGCACCUCAGACGAAGACACUCUCGCCGUCACCAUCUCCUCCAAUUCUCGGCAGAAAGACCUCUCUCAUCGACCUCACAGAUUGGAUUGUCGAUGACGAUCCUGUCCUGGCAGCUCCUCCACUCAAUGGUGCACCCACUCUCAAACCAAAGCCGGUCAUUGUCAAAAGGGCAUCCGUGAAUGGUCUUCGAGACGGGAAAACCCCGACGCAGAGAGCCUUCAACACCAGGGUAACGUCGCCGAACGGCUUGCUGAUCAACCUCGAGUCGCCACCAAGACCAAAGGUGCAGACGACCAAUGGCAAGGCAGCACCCCCUCUUCCCCCGCGCAAGACCGCCUCGUAUACUUCCCUCAAAUCGGUAGCGUCUACCUCGUCGUCCCAAUCAUCAGGUCCCAGCCCAAACUCGACCUUCCUGUAUCCGCCACGACGUGGAGACUCGUUAACAGUGGACUCGGCGCACGCAUAUCCCCCGUCGUCACCUCUGAACAUAGACACGCGGUCGUCAACGAGGCAUACUGCAGGGUCGUCUAUAUCUUCUUUCCACUCUGUGUCUCUAUCCUCCGAUACAGACCCAAGCACGCCAAACUCGCUGUCGAAUUUCAUUGCGUCCUACCCAGGAGACCACGCAAGUGAGGCCGAUACUGCCAGUUUGGCUGACUCAUUUGAAGACGUCUCGGCUUCUUCGUUGGCCAGCCCAGCGACAGAACGGAUGAUUUCCAUGGACUUUGAGAGAGCACGGGCUCUCCGAGGCAACGGGAUCCCGCCAAAGUUACCGCAACGCCCGACUUCGAACUCCUCAGGGUUCAGUACCCCUUCCUCUGCUCGAUCGUCGAUGAAAUCGCCGCCUCCCGUUCCUCCCUCUAGAUCGUCGCAGACAAUCCGUGGAGGAAGCUCAACACCACGUUCCAUCCCCGGUUCCCCUGUUAUCCACCCGACCAGUACAAACUACGUUACACCCAUCCCGACAACGUAUGCCGUCCGUCGCCCACCUCCACUACCCCCUUCACGUGCCUCCGAUCGUUCGUCUGUCCAGAGCAAUGCUACGACUUUCAGCAUAUCCUCUGCUAGCACACAGUCUCACCGUCCCCUGAGCAGGACCAACACAUUAACCAGCAUCAGUUCCACCAAUUCCUCCUCGAGGGUCAUACAAGUCAAGCGGCCUACCCCUGUUCCCGCCGCAGCUCGCAAGCGCUAUGAAGCUGUAUUUAACGGCAACGUCAUCCAGCGUCGAAGAGCCGAGAAGAGGCAACGAAAGCUUACCUUGAUGAAGCUUCAGGGAAACGGGGAAGAAAACAGUAAUGGGUUACUAAGUCCCAAUGAAUUCAGGGGAAGAAGAGCCGCUGGAUGGCGGGGACUGUCUGUCGAUCUCAUCACGGGCGAUCCGGAUUCUGUUGCCCAGCAGCUCGAGGAACAGAAUAAGCAGAAGAAGAAAGAGCAGGAGGACGUAGAGCAGGUGAACGAGUUCGUGGAUAAAGAUGAAAGGCUCGAGGGCGUCGUUGUCAAGCUCAUCUGGAAACGUUCCGGUCUGGACAAGAAAAGGCUUGCUGAAAUUUGGUGCGCCCCUCGUUCUCUUCGAGUUUAA